This is a messenger RNA of Drosophila willistoni, 1380 nucleotides long. RefSeq names its product vitellogenin-1. NCBI's taxonomy places the organism in Eukaryota, Metazoa, Arthropoda, Insecta, Diptera, Drosophilidae. Bases 193 to 1347 code for a protein of 384 amino acids. The transcript is spliced from 4 exons. Gene Ontology annotation, molecular function: lipase activity. The record is from RefSeq and is a predicted model, not a curated record.
CAACACCUGUUGGCAAUGGCAUUCAUUUGAUUGUAUGUAGGUAAAAUAAACUAAAACUACAAUUUUGCGGUUGAGGCCAGUAAAGACAGUUGAUUUUUGGGAAACAAUAAAAGUAAAAAAAAGCUUGUGCUUGCAAAAAUUUUACAUAUCAUUUUCGGUCGAUUACGAUAUAGAAGUAGAACUAGCAUUAAUAUGUUAAGAUCAUAUGUUUUAUUGGGCUUUGCGUGCAUCUUGUUGAUGUUGUUAGUCAAUCAAACCGGAACCCAACUAAACACAACCGCCAGCAAUUGGUGGGAGGAAGUGCCGAGAGUAAUAACUGAUAUUCUCACCAUGAAGGCCAAUAUUCUUACAGCUGGACCACUCGAAUUGGCCGCCAAUGCCAUCGAUGCGUUGUGUACAUCAACACUUUUUAUAGGACGAGUGCCACCACAAAUUACGCCGGAUAUUAAGAAAAUCCAUUUUCAAUACAUGACACCAUGCUAUAAUUAUAGUGUUCCUCUGCUGGAUGCCCAAAAACUUUGGCAACACUCGAAAUUCAGUAAGAAACGAAAAGUGGUUAUUCUGGCCACUGGUUGGACAAAUACCGUGAAUGAUUCAGCGGCUGUAUCAAUGAUUUCAAAGGCUUUCAUGUGCCGAAGGGAUGUUAAUUUUGUGAUUGUAGAUGCUGCAUACUAUGUAGACACGUUAUACAAGUGGUCAGCUCUGAAUACAGAUCUGAUUGGCGAGUAUAUAGCAGUGGGCUUAACCCAUUUGAUAAAGCUAACUCCUUUAAAAAAUAUACAUUUAAUUGGUCAUUCAUUGGGCGCCCAUAUAAUGGGAAACGCAGGACGGACAUUUAAGCGUCUGACGGGAGGACGUUUGGUGCCUCGCAUCACUGGAUUAGAUCCGGCAAAACCAUGUUUUAGGCGUGACAAACAGGCAUUGCCCGGGCUGCAGCGUGGCGAUGCCCAACUGGUGGAUGUUGUACACACAAAUAUUGGCAUUUUGGCAAAACGAGGUCCUCUCGGCGAUGUUGAUUUUUAUCCAGGUGGAGCACAUCCCAUACAGCCUGGUUGUCUAACCAUCGGUUGCUCUCACACACGAGCUGUUGAAUAUUUGGCAGAAAGUGCCUAUUCGGGGCAAGAAUCACAUUUUCUUGGCAUCAAAUGCAAAUCUUGGGAUGAGCUUAGACGCAGAGAUUGCACAGCAGGCAGUACAUCGUCCAUGGGAUAUGUUAUAGAUACAGCAGCUCGUGGUAUAUAUUAUGUGGAUGUAAACGGUUGGCCGCCGUUCGGACGAAAUUUGAAAGGAUCAUCCGUCAAAGAUCCUAGAACCCGUCACUGUUACUUGUGUCAAGCAUCGUCGUAGUCGAAAAGAAAAAGAAAAACAGUUUUAACUAGA